AUGGAGUCCGGAGAGCAGUCAAGAGAGCAGUCAACCAGGCCGCCAUCCAUCCACAUUGGAGUUCUGCUGCAAAUUGAGGAAAGCCAGCCUUCGACAAAGCCCUCGGUGGCCGAGUUAUCGCAUCGCCGCCCAAGCAAUGCUUCGAAAGAUGAAGCCGUGGCGCCCAAGGACGAACCCCAGUGGAUGACUGGCCGCCAGCUUCAUAUCCUCUCGGCCUGUUUCACCAUUUCCAUGUUUCUGAUAAUGCUCGAUACCUCAGUUAUUGCGACUGCGAUCCCUCGAAUUACAGACGAAUUCCACUCCCUACAAGAUAUCGGUUGGUAUGUGAGCAUCUACCAACUGGCCAGCGCAGUCCUCCAACCCCUCGUUGGCCGGAUUUAUCACAAGUUCAACAACAAGGUUUCGUUUCUUGCCUUCUUCACCAUCUUCGAAAUCGGAUCUAUCGUCUGCGGGGCCGCAGUAUCCUCCGGCAUGUUCAUCGCUGGGCGUGCUGUCGCUGGUGUCGGAAGCGCCGGCAUCGUUAGCGGUGUCCUGACCAUCGCGGCGGCCGCCAUGCCCUUGCAGCAGCGUGUCCUGAUCAUGGGGAUCAUGCUGGGCUGUGGCCAGCUCGGCGUCGCCGUGGGCCCACUGAUAGGCGGUGCCAUGACGUCUUUCGCGACAUGGCGCUGGUGUUUCUAUCUCAAUGUGCCCGUUGGUGGCCUUCUCGUCGCCGGAUUGCUUUUAUCCAAGGUUCCUGAUCAGUGCCAGAAACCAAGUCCAUGGUCCACGCUACGCAAUCUCUACAUCGAACUCGACAUGUUCGGCUUUUUCCUGCUCUCACUGAGCACAGUUUUGCUCUUGCUCGCGUUGUCAUGGGGCGGCAACAAAUACGCAUGGAACUCGGCGAGCAUAAUCUGGAUUCUAGAUGGCGCCUUCAUAGUGGCCUUGUUUUGGUUGGCAUGGGACUGGUUUCUCGGAGAUGAGGCCUUGGUCCCCUUCUCCGUCAUCAAGAGAAGACCCGUUUGGUCAGGUGCACUCACCCACUGCUUCUUGAUGACCAACGUCUUCUGCGCCUCAUUCUACUUGCCCAUCUACUUCCAGGCCGUUCAAGGCGCGAGUCCCAUGAUGAGCGGUGUUGACGUCUUGGCGAGCAUCCUCAGCCAGCUCGCGGCUGUUCCUGUGGCAAGCGUACUCGCGAGCAGGACAGGCUAUGUCGUCCCCUUUGCCAUGCUGUCUGCCAUAAUCGGCGCCGUCUCUAACGGUAUGUACUCGACCUUGUCUCCUACGACGGCAACAGGCCAAUGGGUUGGGUAUCAGAUCUUCAACGGGGUCGGGCGCGGCAUGGGCAUGCAGAUGGCCAUCAUGGCAGUCCAAGCCUCCGUCAAGCCCGCCGACGUUGCCACAACCAAUUCAUUCGUCAUCUUCGUGCAGAGUUUGGGCACGGCAAUCAUGCUUGCGGCAUCCGAUGCCAUCUUCGAAGGGAGCUUGAAGUCCGGACUUUCCAAGCAAGCGCCUCUUGCCGAUGCCGCCGCCAUCAUCGCUGCAGGCGCGACCCAUUUCCGAGCUCUAGUCAGCGAGGAUGAGCUGCCUGGCGUACUGGUGGCGUAUGCGCUCGCUAUCGACCACGUUUUUUACCUUGUUGCCGGCGUCAGCAGCCUCGGCGUCGCUACAUCACUGUGUCUGGGUUGGGUGAAUCUGCGCAAGAAACAGACACCCGGCAACGACGACAUCCCGAUGCAGAACCUGGGGACCCAACAGGUCCUUGAUAUCCGCAGUCGUUAG
Messenger RNA from Parathielavia appendiculata, 1761 nucleotides. Its product is annotated as MFS general substrate transporter. Lineage: Eukaryota; Fungi; Ascomycota; Sordariomycetes; Sordariales; Chaetomiaceae. Gene Ontology annotation, biological process: transmembrane transport. The coding region runs from base 1 to 1761 and encodes 586 amino acids. Gene Ontology annotation, cellular component: plasma membrane. The transcript is spliced from 4 exons. The record is from RefSeq and is a predicted model, not a curated record. Gene Ontology annotation, molecular function: transmembrane transporter activity.